CACCCAACAACUCAGAGUAACGGGAUCAAGAACUACAACUUCCGACUCGCAUACCCGAGGUGGCGGCGCUGCUCAAACCGCGUCAGAGAGGAGGGGCCAGACCACGCCCUCCCGGCCAGUUCCGCUCCCCUGGAGAAGCGGCGAGCGGGAGGGCGGAGUCGGAGGCCUGAACCAAGAUGGCGGCGACGAAGCCAGUCCCCACGGACUCGCUCUCAUUUUGCCUCGCGCAGCUCACGGCGGCGGCCGGGGAGUGUCUGGUUGGGGCAAAGGACACGACUACCAACGAGACACCCUUGGGCCGUGCGCUCCUAGCCCUCCGCAAGCGCCACGUCAAGGCAACGGGGGGAAUAGAACGCUUCCGGGCACGCGGCGGACUCCGCCCACUUCUCGCGCUGCUACGGCGAGCGGCCGCGGCGGGCCCCGCCCCGUUCCAGGCGGGCUCCGGCUCCGCCCCCUCGGUUGAAUUAGAGGCUGCUGGUGGCCCCGCCCCUUCGUCGGGCCCCGCCCCUCCCGCGGCAGCUUCGUCGUCUCCAUCGCGCCUGCGCAAGACGCUGGACUCGGCGCUCAGCAUCCUAGCCAACUGCUGUACCGAAGGGGCGUGCAGGGCUGAAGUGCGCAGGCUCGGGGGUAUUCUCUCUCUGGUGACUGUCCUUCAGUGUGUGAAGACAGAUAGCAUCCAGAAUAGAACCGCCCGGGCUCUGGGAAACUUAGCCAAGGAUUCCGAGAGCUGUGGGGACAUCCACUCUGCAGGUGCUGUUCCCCUGCUCGUUGAAAGCCUGACAGCCUGCCAGGACCCCGAUUGCCUGCAGAGCGUGGUUCGCGCUCUCCGGAACUUGGCAGACUCCCCCCAGCACCGCCUGGCACUGGCGCAGCAGGGAGCCGUGCGCCCACUCGCUGAACUGCUGGCCGCUGCCCCCAACCCUGCCCUCACCUUGGCCCUAGUCCAGGCCCUCCUGGAACUGAGUCGAGGCUGCUCCCGGGCCUGUGCGGAACAGCUCAGCCUGGGUGGGGGGCUGGGCCCACUGGUCAGUCUAGCCUCCCACCCGAAAAGGGUCGUCCGCGAGACAGCCAUCCUGGUCCUCGCCAAUCUCUGCUCCCAGGGCCUGGUUCGGCCCGCCCUGGGCAAUGCCGGCGGUGUGGAGGUGCUCCUAGGUGAACUUCGCCGACGCCGGGGCCCCAACGGGACGACGCCGGCCUCUCAGCAGCCGCUGGUGCGGGCCGUGUGCCUGCUGUGCCGAGAGGCCAUUAACCGGGCCCGACUCCGGGAUGCCGGGGGCUUAGAGCUGCUCAUGGGCCUGCUGCGGGAUGCUCGGGCCAGCUCCUGGCACCCUCGCGUGGUAGCUGCCCUCGUGGGCUUCCUCUAUGAUCCCACAGCCCUGGGUCGGCUCCAGGCCCUGGGACUUGUCCCGCUUCUGGCUGGGCAGCUGUGUGGUAAGCCUGGCGAUGAGGAGGAAGAGGGAAGAGAAGCGGCUUCCUGGGAUUUUCCUGAGGAGCGGACCCCCGAGCGGGCGGAGGCUGGAAGCUUCAGAAGCCUCAGGUCAUGGCUGAUCUCCGAGGGCUAUGCCGUCGGCCCAGGAGACAUUUCUCCCGACUGGUCCCCUGAGCACUGCCCACCGCCCGAGCCGGCGGAGCCAACCAGCCCUAUGCCUGGCCCAGCCCCGCUGAGGAUGCCUCGGACACUGCGCACGCCGGACCACAGCCCUGCCACCUUCGAGGAGCCUUGGGGACAUGAAGGGCCAGCGCUUUUGUUACUGUCACGCUUCUCCCAGGUUCCUGACCCCAGCGGGGCCUUGGUGACAGGCCCAGCCUUGUGUGGCCUGUUGGCCUAUGUGACGGGCGCACCAGGCCCGCCCAGCCCGCGUGCUUUGCGCAUCCUGACUCGCCUCACCUGCAACCCCGUCUGCCUCGAGGCCUUCGUGCGUAGCUACGGGGCAGCGCUGCUGCGGGCCUGGCUGGUGCUGGGCAUCGCCCCGGAUGACUGGCCAGCAUCACAGGCCCGGCCCAUGCAUCGUAGCCAGCACCGGGAGCUGGGUGAGAUGCUGCUCCAGAACCUGACCGUGCAGGCCGAGUCCCCCUACGGAACAGGCGCCCUCACGCACCUGCUGCUCUCCGGAAGCGCCGAGGACCGAGUGGCCUGUGCGCUCACCCUGCCCUUCAUCUGUCGGAAGCCCUCUCUUUGGCGACGGCUACUUUUGGACCAAGGCGGCCUCCGUGUCCUCCUGGCGGCCCUGACUCGACCAGCGCCACACCCGCUCUUCUUCGUUUUUGUUGCAGAUUCCCUUUCCUGCCUUCAGGGCCUUUUGGCUCCCACUGUGAGCCCAGCCAUCCCCCCUGCCGUCCCCAUGGAUCAAGACCCCCCCUCCCCUUGUCUCUAUGAACCUCUGCUGGGCCCAGCCCCCAGCCCUGCCCCCGACCUGCACUUCCUGCUGGACUCUGGCCUGCGGCUCCCUGCUCAGCGAGCUGCCGCGGCCACGGCCUCCCCUUUCUUCCGGGCCCUGCUGGCCGGAAGCUUUGCGGAAGCCCAGAUGGACCUGGUGCCCCUUCGCGGCCUGUCACCAAGUGCAGCCUGGCCCAUCCUGCACCACUUGCACGGCUGCCGGGGCUGCGGGGUUGCCCUGGGUCCCAUUCCCCCUCUGGGCCAGCCCCUGCUGGGCUCAGAAGCCGAGGAGGCACUUGAGGCCGCUGGGCGUUUCCUGCUACCUGGGCUGGAGGAGGAGCUAGAAGAGGCUGUGAGCCACAUCCACCUGGGACCCCAGGGGAGCCCAGAGUCUGUGGGUGAGGUAUUUCGCCUGGGCCGCCCCCGGCUGACUGCCCACUGUGCCCGUUGGGCCCUGGAGUCUGGGCAUUGCCUGCGCAAGCGGGCCCUAGCCCUUGUGGGGCUUGUGGAGGCUGCAGGCAAGGAGUCAGAACCCCUGACAGAGACUUUCCUGGCUGUAAUAACGGGGGUUGAAUUGAACGGCAAGGGGCCCGGCCUAGACUGUUGAUGUCCCCCGGGAGGGGACCCAAGGAUGAAUUGGCUCUGAAGGAAGCAUGGAAUGGCAUGAGGAGUCUGAGCAGGAUGAGUGGCCAUCAUGGACCAAGGAGGAGCAGCUGGCCCCCAGGACAGUGGUCAGAAAACCGAGGAGUGAGAAGCCACGAUCAGCGUUUGAGCACGGGGCCCACGAGGUGGCGUUCUGCCCCGCACCCAUGUGUCUGGCACAGCAUGGUCUGGCCUUCUGGAAUUGGCAUUAAAAUUUUGGAAUUGGAUACCCCA
This is a messenger RNA of Sorex fumeus (smoky shrew), 3253 nucleotides long. It is a transcript of the gene ARMC5, whose product is annotated as armadillo repeat containing 5. Gene Ontology annotation, molecular function: protein binding. Gene Ontology annotation, cellular component: cytosol. The transcript is spliced from 6 exons. Lineage: Eukaryota; Metazoa; Chordata; Mammalia; Eulipotyphla; Soricidae. Gene Ontology annotation, biological process: anatomical structure morphogenesis. The record is from RefSeq and is a predicted model, not a curated record. The coding region runs from base 177 to 2984 and encodes 935 amino acids.